Molecule: messenger RNA, 393 nt
Organism: Cordyceps fumosorosea ARSEF 2679
Lineage: Eukaryota; Fungi; Ascomycota; Sordariomycetes; Hypocreales; Cordycipitaceae
Exons: 1
Coding region: 1-393 (130 amino acids)
Source: RefSeq, a predicted model, not a curated record
AUGUCGGGUAAAGUUCAACCGGAGCGUAUGGCUGAGCUGCGACGCGGCUCCAAGCUGCGACAACGCCUUCAGAUGGAGAUUGAAGACGCGACUCAAAGCGUUCACCUCGCCGAUGAUGACAUUCGAUACCAUUACCAGCAGCUUUCUUAUAUUCAAGCGUACGAGGCGGACCCCGUGAAGCGUCGCCACGACAUGGCGUACUGGCAGACCCGCAUCAAUCAGCUCCACGCGCAGAUCACCAUGCUGCAUCAUCGGCUGGCUGUCGCCGUCCAGGACCUUCAUGAUUUUGAAGAAGCGACCGCGGAAAUAUCGGAGAGAGCGAGUCGUGAGCCAAAAAGCCGAGAGUCGGGGACUGGGCGUUGCGCUGGCGAGGGAAAACCACACUCAAUUUGA